GUAUCUAGCCUGCAUUUGCUCUGAUUUUACUGGCGAUUUAGUACAAUAGACACGCAUACACAUCGUCUUAUCAAACGACACUACUUACCAUCCAAGUCGAAGUAGACAUCAUCUAGUCCGCCGCUGUGCCUUGCGUGUUCAACCUACCCCAUAUUUGCCCAUACCCAUGAACGAAAGGGAAAAAAAAUCUUGUUUCCCACCAGCCCGCCAACACGCAACAACCAGGAUUAAAUCUCGCCAAAGAGAUGAACCCAGCAAGCAAGAUCCUGAAUCUGGACCUCGAUGACAUCACACCAUCUUAUUUUCCUGCUUCUUCCAAUCUUUUUUAAUGUAUGGAGUUCCACCAGCCUCGUUGCUGGUUUUCCCUCUCAUAAUUCCACUUAAUCCACCUUCACGAAAACCAACUAUAAAGACCUUCUCAGAGCAAUUUUUUUCCCCGAACGGUUUCCUUUCUGAUGUCCUUUAUACUCGAACCAUCAUCCGAAGCCUAUCGCGAACGUAAAGCCAAGAAAUCGCGCUCGCAGCCUCAAGCUCAAGACCAACAACUCCAGAGCCAAUCCUCCCCCCAACCCCAAAACAUGUCUAUGCAACAACAGCAAAACGGCGGGCAACUAGCCCGCAACUUCCAACAAAACCCCCAACAAGCAAAACAGCCCGAGACCAGCAAACCUCGAUACAAGGGAGGAAACUACGGACCGGGCACCAUAUCGCAACGUAUUGAAAAAGCCAUGUACGAUCUCGAGCACCAAACCUGGCGCUGUCGUCUCGACAAGCCCUCCGCCCUCCUCGAAUACAUUGAUCCCAAAGCCGUCUUUGCAUCUCCCGAGUACGGAAUCCUGACCAACGAUUCCGAGCCGACAUUAAAGGAAACGCUCGAGGAUGACGACAUGCGGACGUGGAACUCGUACGAGAUCAAAGAUAUGAAGAUUGUAGAGGUGAGCAUGAUGGCCGCGACGGUCGUGUACGAUGUGACGGCGAGUAUUACGGAUGAGAAGGGAUAUCCAAAGGGCAUUUAUAAGGCAUAUUGUACGAGUUGUUGGAAACAGGAGGCGAGUGCGGAUUGGAAGUUGUGUACUUAUACCGAGGCGCCGCAUUCUUAGUGGGGGGGUGGGAGAGCGGGGAUGGUUCGCAGAGGCUUGCUUGAAUGGAUGGAAUAAGUAAAAGGAGGGUUUAAUUAUGAUGCUAUGUUAUGUCUUGGUGGAUGGAUGUACAUGGUGUCUGAUGGAUGAGGCGUGGGUUGGCAUGGCACGGGCAUGUUUGGUGUUUGGAUAGGUAGGAUGAUAUAGGAGUUUUAAUGGAUAUUUCGUCGUCACCA
This is a messenger RNA of Botrytis cinerea B05.10, 1315 nucleotides long. RefSeq lists its product as hypothetical. Lineage: Eukaryota; Fungi; Ascomycota; Leotiomycetes; Helotiales; Sclerotiniaceae. The coding region runs from base 456 to 1100 and encodes 214 amino acids. The record is from RefSeq and is a predicted model, not a curated record. The transcript has a single exon.